AUGGCUGCCAAAUACUGUGAACCAUGUACUGCGCGUGGCAUGACUCCAACUGCAUCCAAAUGGUGUACCGAAUGUGAAGAAGCUCUGUGUUCCGAUUGUACAGAGGCGCAUAGAGUUCAAAAAAUGUCGAGAAAUCACCAUUUAUUGGAAGCAUUAGAAGAGUCACUUCUAAAACAAUUAGCUGAGAAGAAAGACAACUAUGUAACCAGUUUGAAAAGACAGGAUAAAAGUAUAAAGGAAUUAUUAAACUCCACAAAAGCUCAAAAGGAAUCAUUGGAAUUUAUUAGAGAUCAUAGUUCUGAAAAACAAGCCUUUGUUUCUAUUCGUUCGUCCAAACCAAUCUUAAAUGAAAUUGAAAACAAAGUUAAGCAGCUUGUCGAAUCGUUUGCAGACAUCAGUCUUACGUUCAUAGAAAGCGGGUCGAAGGAAAAAUUAGCAGAUUUCGGGUCAAUAGAAAUAAAGGAGACACCUUGUUCCGUUCCAUUUGUCCCGUACAAGCAGCGCCAGUCACAGAUUCCAGUUGGUCUUAAGCGCCAGAUAACAUCCUUCACCUAUAUUUACGAUAUCGAUAUGAGAGGCGAACAAUUAAGAAGUGUAACUGGCAUCACAAUAUCAGACAAUAACACAUUGAUUUUCUGUGAUGUAUCUAUGAAAAAGAUUCAUUUUUGUGAUGAAAACGAUAGCUAUCAAUCAUCUAUCAGAUCUCCAUAUAAACCAUAUGAUAUAUCAGCAAUACCAGGAACAAUGACUGCUGUUGUGUCAAGUAGAUUUGAACCGUACAUACAGUAUCUAGAUAUCAAAAGACGCAGGAUAUCAAAGAAGAGAGAAGUGGAACAAAGUGACUAUUUUGGUAUUGAUGCAACAAAGGAUAAUAUAUUUGUAGGUCCUAAAGCAAAUAUACAGGCCCUAGACUUGUGUGGAAAUAUUCAAAGAACAGUUAAAAGUGAAUAUGGACAGGGCUCUUCUGGAUACAUUUCCGUUUGCCCGAAUGGAAAUAUUUGUUAUUCAAGUGGAAAUGCAGUUCAUUGCAUUACAUUAGAUGAGUGUCAUGUUUUUUCCUAUAGGUCACUUGAUCUUCUUUAUCCACGAAAUAUGAUAAUAGAUGAUGCUGGAAAUAUAUACAUCUUGGAUUGCGAUUCACAAAAUAUUCAUAAACUGACACCUACUGGAAUUUUUGUAGGCACUAUAUCGACAGCUCGAUUUUCCAAUCCUUACACGUUCUGUUUUAGUAAGGAUAUGUCUAAAUGUUACAUGGCAAAUAGACGCGGAACAACAAUAUCCGUAUUCAAGACAAAUUAG
Molecule: messenger RNA, 1299 nt
Organism: Mytilus trossulus (common blue mussel)
Lineage: Eukaryota; Metazoa; Mollusca; Bivalvia; Mytilida; Mytilidae
Exons: 2
Coding region: 1-1299 (432 amino acids)
Molecular function (GO): zinc ion binding
Source: RefSeq, a predicted model, not a curated record